Neurospora hispaniola is the source of this 1277-nucleotide messenger RNA. RefSeq lists its product as uncharacterized. The record is from RefSeq and is a predicted model, not a curated record. The transcript has a single exon. NCBI's taxonomy places the organism in Eukaryota, Fungi, Ascomycota, Sordariomycetes, Sordariales, Sordariaceae. The coding region runs from base 288 to 1208 and encodes 306 amino acids.
UGUAGCUCGAUGGAUGGGGUCUAGACCCUGAUAGUCCCCAAAGUUCAGCCAGCCACCAUUAAAUUACCUCUCGGUCAAUGGAAGGAAGAAGCCUGCUAAGAUUUGGACUGUUGACUGAUACUUUGUGUGAUUGCUUCUCCAGCGUGUGGUGUAAAGCGUCGAUAGGGUGCCAUAUAAGACAAAGCGUUGUGAACAUGAAAUCACACAAAGUCAAACCUCUGCUCUCUUUCCCCGUUUCGCGUUGUUCCACGUCCAUUCUCUGAUCAAAUCCCUUCGAAUCAUCGACCAUGCGUGCCUCAUUCGCGCUUUUGCCAGCCCUUGCGGCCAUGACUGUGGCAAGUCGAUGCCGCCCACGGACCACGACGUCGUCUUUAGCAACGUCGGCCUUGCCAUCAGCGGUCGUCAGCAGCCCAACAAGCUCUGCCGACUUGACUUCCAGCACUGUCAGUAUCAUUGAAAGCACGACGACCACUACAUCCGAUGAGCCUACAACAACUGAGGCGUCGACCGUGGAGCCCUCUACCACGGAGCCUGCCACGAGUGAUCCACCCACCACGAGUGAGCCACCCACCACGAGCGAGCCAUCCACCACGAGCGAGCCACCCACCACGAGCGAGCCACCCACCACGAGCGAGCCGCCCACCACCACCGAGGAGCCUACCACAACAUCCGUCGAGAGCACGACCUCGACCGCUCCCAGCUCUGCUCCAACAGUCACGGGCUUCUGCCUGAAAGCCAUCACCCCUGGUGUGAGCAAUAAAGACUACCACAUUCGUGUGCUCUCCCCCAACUCCAACCUGAUCACUGAGGCGCCGACCGGCUCCAAUUUCGGCUUGUUUGAUCUCGACAUAUCCACUGGCACGAUGAGCAUCAGCGGCGGUACAUGGGCCGGCUAUGAGGUGUACGCGCUCCCACCAUGGGAAAGCCAAGUCCUUCACGUUAUUCGGUUCACGAAUACUCCGGUAGAAUAUCCAUUGCGCUGCUCGAAUCCGGAUGGGGUGUACAUGACUGGGUCGGUGUUGAAGUGUGAGGUGUCUGCCCCUUCGGCUGACGGUGUGAUGAGGAGGUAUGCCCUGUGGAAUAACGCCAAUAGCUCACCUGUCGGUCCGUGGAUCAUUAUGCGUGAUGACUAUGUGAGGGCUGGGUCCUAUAACUACGAUUUGGGCAUGUUCUUUGGGGAUGACUGCAGUGCGGUGGGUGGCCAAUAAUGAUGGGCUAAGAGAAACCGUCAAAUGUCGAUGCGGUCUUGUACUGGUAACAUUGAGGUGUCAUUCGCC